GUUCUUCAGAGUUCAGACAGCCCUCCCUCCCUCGCUCUCCUCCUUCGUCAGUCAUCACACACCGCCUGCGGCCUGCCUGAGUCCCUGACACCAUUACCUCCCCCUCCAUCCCGGCCCUGUCCUGCGAGCCGUCAGAGGAUUGCCUCCUCGCUCCUCGUCUUCCUCAACCCCCCGUGCCCACCUGUGGCGUCACGCUUUAUAAGAGCACGCGGCCGGCAACCCUCUUCCUUGCCAUCCACCACCCUUGCCACGAGUAGAAGCUUUUGCUGCUGACGCCUGCCGCCGCCGCCGCGCCGGUUGUAGAGAAAGAGCAGGGGAGGGACACUGAAACAGAGGAGCCGAGGGGAGCGACGAGAGACGAGCGAGAGGCGGCCGGCGGAGAUCGAUGGAAGCAGCAGCAGGAGUGGAGGUGGAGGAGGGCGUGAUGAGGGUGCUGCUGGUGGACGACUCCCCCGUCGACCGCCGGGUGGCGCAGCUGCUCCUCAGCAGCAACUCCUGCGCCGGCUCAUUCCACGUCAUCGCCGUGGACAGCGCGAAGAAGGCGAUGGAGUUCCUCGGCCUCAAGGACGGCGGCGGCAAGGAGCAGGCCAUCGACAUGGUGCUCACAGACUACUGCAUGCCUGAGAUGACCGGCUACGACCUCCUCAAGGCCAUCAAGGCACUGAACCCUCUGAAGCCGAUCCCGGUCAUCGUCAUGUCGUCAGAAGACGAGCCCCAGAGGAUCAGCCGGUGCCUGAGCGCCGGCGCCGAGGACUUCAUCGUGAAGCCCCUGCAGAGCAAGGACGUGCAGCGCCUCCGGAACUGCUCCACCACCGCGGCCGCGAGGCCCAGCAGCAAGGGCGCCGCCGCGCCGUGCGAGGCCGCCGCCGUGGCCAAGCGGAAUAGCAACAAGCCGCCGCUGGUGCUGCCGCCCUCCUCCGCCGCCGCCGCCGCCACGUCGCCGUCGUCGGGACGGCGACCGAACCUCGCCGGAGUCGCCAUGGUGCUGCAGUCGUCGAGCGUGGAGCUGUCGCAGUACCUGCCGCUGCUGCUCAAGCUCAUCGUGCUGGCGUACGCCGUGCUGUGCCUGGGCGAGCUCCUGCACAGAUGGUCGUCGUCGGGCGGCCGCUGCUCGCUCUCCCCGUGGUGCGCCUGAGCAGCAGCAACGGUGCAGCGCAGUACAGUGUGCAGUCCUGGGCAGCAACAGGAAGAAGACUGAUGAUGCAAAUGCAUAGCUCUGCUGCUGCUGCAUUGCCGGCGGCCAUUUUCAGGCUCCAACAGCCGUGGAGAUUUUAGCUAGUCGUUAAUUAGUUAAUUAGUUUAGGUAGAAGAAGAUUGUCUGUCUGCUUUGAGAUUCUAACCGGGGUUCUGAUCUGAUCCAUAUGAGUGUCGGCCACUUACGUACGCUUGCUAGCUUCUCGGUGGCUUUUGUUUGUUGAUUUGAGCGAGGGAGACGUCGUAGGAAGAACGAACGAACCCAUGUAUCCUUUGUAUAGAAUGAAUCAGAAAAUUCAGAGCCAAAUUAAAGUA
Messenger RNA from Sorghum bicolor (sorghum), 1509 nucleotides. RefSeq names its product two-component response regulator ORR1. The record is from RefSeq and is a predicted model, not a curated record. Gene Ontology annotation, biological process: phosphorelay signal transduction system; cytokinin-activated signaling pathway. The transcript has 6 exons. Bases 386 to 1135 code for a protein of 249 amino acids. Lineage: Eukaryota; Viridiplantae; Streptophyta; Magnoliopsida; Poales; Poaceae.